Messenger RNA from Fukomys damarensis (Damara mole-rat), 1006 nucleotides. RefSeq names its product iodothyronine deiodinase 1 (gene Dio1). Gene Ontology annotation, molecular function: thyroxine 5'-deiodinase activity. The transcript is spliced from 4 exons. The record is from RefSeq and is a predicted model, not a curated record. NCBI's taxonomy places the organism in Eukaryota, Metazoa, Chordata, Mammalia, Rodentia, Bathyergidae.
AUGGGGCUGCCCCGGCCAGGGCUAUGGCUGAAGAGGCUCUGGGUGCUCGUGCAGGUGGCCAUGGAGGUAGCCAUGGGCAAAGUGCUAAUAACGCUGUUUCCAGCGAGGAUCAAGAAGAACAUCCUGGCCAUGGGCCAGAAGACUGGGAUGACCGGGAAUCCCCAGUUUUCCCAUGACAACUGGAUCCCAACCUUCUUCAGCAUCCAGUAUUUCUGGUUUGUCCUGAAGGUGCGUUGGCAGCGGCUGGAGGACACAGCUGAGCUAGGGGGUCUGGCCCCAGAUUGCUCGGUGGUCUGCCUCUCCGGACAGAAGCGCACCAUCUGGGACUUCAUGCAAGGCAACAGGCCACUGGUUCUGAAUUUUGGAAGUUGCACCUGACCUUCAUUUAUGUUCAAAUUUCACCAAUUUGAGAGACUUAUUGAAGACUUUCAUCUCAUCGCAGAUUUUCUCAUUAUUUACAUUGAAGAAGCGCACGCCUCAGAUGGCUGGGCUUUUAAGAACAAUGUGGACAUCAGGCAGCACCAGAACCUCCAGGACCGCAUGCGGGCAGCCCACCUGCUGCUGGCCAAGAGCCCCCAGUGCCCUGUGGUGGUGGACACCAUGCAGAACCAGGGCAGCCAGCUCUAUGCCGCUCUGCCUGAGAGACUCUAUGUACUCCAGGCAGGCAGGAUCCUUUAUAAGGGUAAAUCUGGUCCUUGGAACUACAAUCCUGAGGAAGUUCGUGCUGUUCUGGAAAAACUCCAUACUCAACCUGGACAGAUCCCCAUGUUGUAGGUGUAAGUGACCAACAGGAGAGCUCCUCCCAGCUCAGCUCAUCCCCCAGCUGUCUUUAUCUUUGACUUGUGUUCCCAGCCAAACCACGAGUACAGAUUUUCCAGAUCUAAGCAAACAACUCCCACCAGGGGGUACAGGUCACAGCACCCAACGAGGACAAACUGUUACGAUCAUCAGACGAUGAAGCAACACUCAAGCUGUUCUUGCAAGUGAACUGUGAAAGAAUGCACAA